CGCACGCACAACGGACUCCUGCGAAGGAAAGGAUCCCAUAAUAAACUUAACAAACAAUAAAUUAACUUGUAGCAGCCCUAGUUUAAAAUAUAAAGCAGUGACUCUGUAUCAGCCCUAAAGAUAAAUUUGUUAAAUACUAAGAAACAAAUUAGGCAUUAAACAAAAAUGGGAUACCAUUUAAAAUAUUAGUGUCCCUUUCCAAUGUAUAGUGAUAGAGUGAAAUGGGAUAAGUGAUCAUAGAGUAAUUAAUUGGUGUACUUUAGUGUUUUGUUUGUUUAUUAUAUAGUGAUAAUGUGGUUAGUUUUGUGUUUGUUUAUUGUGCCAUUGAGGUAUGCAGAUGGCUCUCUGGCAGACCAGAUGUCAGAGAUCACCCAGCUGUGCUGCAGUCAAGGUACGACUUACGCUCGUAAUCACUCUUCCGAAGACUGCUCCUCUUCCAGCCCACCUGACGUGCCCACCACUUUUGGUACACUUUGUAUCUUUGCUAUGGACCAGUGUUGCAAGGAAUACUUUACGAAGAAAGUAGACUGCGAAGGUGGAAUUGAUCUGGCGACCAGUUCUAAAACUUGUUCUUCAAUGAAAGACACGGGAAAAAGAUGCUGCGACCAGUGCAUGUCCGGGAAAGCAGUGGGGAGGACGCGAGGAGCUACCGCCUGCACAGCGCUUGUGAACGGAAAGAGUGGAGAGCAGCUGUUAGCUGGAGACGCGUUCACCCAGUGUUGCAAGAAUGAAGUGGAAAAUAACAGCAGAGCUCCAAGCCGCAAUACUACAACAGUAUCCAAAAAACUAACGGAAUACGAUUUAUCUCCAAUGGCUUCUGUGUGUGAAGAAUAUGCGCCUAAUGAGCUGUGCGCCCACCAUUGCAUACCGAUACCCGGUGCCUAUAAGUGCGAGUGCAAUCCAGGGUUCAUGCUGAUGGCUGACGGGAGGAAUUGCCGAGAGGUCACGAAGAACAGGUGUAAGCCACACAAUCCGUGCCAACACAAAUGCAAUGACAAUGGGGUCAGCGUGAAAUGCUCCUGCCGGCGAGGAUACCAACUCAUGGCCGAUGGAAAGUCUUGCGAAGAUAUCGACGAGUGUGUCCUGGAUCCCCCAGUAUGUCUUCCGAACACAAAAUGCUUCAACAUCGUCGGCUCAUACAAAUGCAUUCCGAUUAAAAAUGGAAAAAGCAAUGUUGAUAAAGGAAAAUGCCCUUCUGGAUUCACGAAGAAUCUCGCGAAUAAUGCUUGCGAUGAUAUAAACGAAUGCAACCUACCUAGUCCGCCUUGCCCAAGCUAUAUAUGUGAAAAUACCAUAGGAGGUUACAAAUGCGGUGGCAUCUCUGGUGACCCCGGCAGCAUGCCCAGUAAACCAAAAACGCCGGUAGAAGAUGGAUGCCCCCCCGGCUUUAUAAGCGGCUUCAAUGAGGAAUGUGAAGAUAUCGACGAAUGCGCUUUAGGCAAGGACGACUGCAACAAAAUGUCGCAGUUCUGUAUAAAUAUACGCGGUUCCUUCCACUGUCAAGACAAGGGCUCCAAGCAUUGUCCACCGGGUUUCAAAACUAACUCCAUCACCAACAAAUGUGAAGAUAUUAACGAGUGUGAUGACGGUCAAGAUAUCUGCAGACCGGAUCAAAUCUGUGUCAAUGUACUAGGAGAGUACGACUGUAAGGCAAAAGUUGAUUCAAGGACAAGCAGUAAAUAUGAGUGUCCAGAUGGCAUGAGAAAAAACAAAGCAAAUAGUUUAUGUGAAGAUAUUGAUGAAUGUACGGAAGGAACGCAUCUCUGUGACCUUUAUCAGAACUGCUUGAAUACGAACGGCAGUCACGAAUGCCACUGUAUUAAAGGGUUUGAGUUGGAUCCUAAGACGAGAGCUUGCACUGAUAUCAACGAAUGCGCGACCGAUCUGAACAACUGCAUACCCGAAACCCAACGGUGUGACAACACUGUUGGGUCGUUCCUGUGCAUCAGGUUCCUUUCCUGCGGCACUGGCUACACCCUACAUCAUUCUACCAGCACCUGUGAAGACAUCGAUGAGUGUGCGCUUGGGAUACACAAUUGCGCCAGGGCAGGUCCUGAGUAUCAGUGCCUGAACCUACCAGGGUCGUUCCGGUGCCAAAAACCCACCCCACCUGAGUAUGACUACGACGAAUAUUAUGAAAUAGAUGAAGAAGUCGAUCCCAGUACGAAUGAGACCCGAGUUAUAACAACUACAACACUUGCGCCUACAACAAUGGAAAUACCUAAAACAACGCCUGUACCGAUAACAAUACCCACAGAGGCAAAACCAGAAGAACCCAAAGUGUUACAACCAGAAAGGACAGAAGAUAAUUCCAUAGAUAAUGGCAUAAAUACGAACAUAAAUAAUCACCCAGAGAAAUCUGAACCUGAACACCCUAGACAACCUGAAUACCCAAAUCCAAAUCAUGAAAAUCCUGAACCAAUACCAAGAGAAGAAGUUCAACCUCAAGAACCAAGACAGAAAAACUAUUACGAACCAACUCAAACUCAAGAGCAUGCCCCUAGCGAACCAAGACAGCCAAACUACUACGAGCCAUCUGAACCUAAAGAUCCAAGGCAGCCAAAUUAUGAUCAAAAAAAACCUCAAGAACAUAACCCUAGUGAACCAAAUUAUGAGCAAACUCGACCCCAAGAAUAUAUCCCCAGUCAGCCAACACAGCCUAAUUAUUACGAACCAUCUGAACCCAAAGAUCCAAGGCAGCCAAAUUAUGAACAAAACAAACCUCGAGAAAAUACCCCUAAUGAACCGAGAGAACCAAAUUAUGAGAAAAGUCGACCUCAAGAAUACAACCCCAGUGAACCAAGACAGCCUAAUUAUUACGAUCUAUCUGAACCUAAAGACCCAAGGCAGACAAAUUAUGAACAAAACAAACCUCAAGAGAAUACCCCUAGUGAACGGAGAGAACCAAGUUACGAGCAAACUCGACCCCAAGAAUAUAUCCCUAGUGAGCCAACACAGCCUAAUUAUUACGAACCAACUGAAUCAACAAGAAUAGUUGACCAAGUAACAUACGAAAUUGAUAAUAGCAUUCCGAUAAGGUAUCCCGGAAUGAUAGAAACCACAUAUAGCCCGAUUCCGGAAUAUCCAACGUCUCCUAAGUUUGUAAACGUAUAUGUUGGCCACGAAACAGCAACUGUUAUAGGAGCAAAGAACGAGGACGGAUCAGUUUCAGUUGAUACAAAAGAUUUAGCGAAAAACGAGUGGACUAAGAUCAAUGAAAAGCCAAAUUGCCAAACUGGUUUUGAAUUGGAUCAGUAUGGCGCUUGUUUUGAUAUCGAUGAAUGUGUCACAAACCGCCACAGCUGUUCUGGCCUCACCGAAGUAUGUCGCAAUACGAUGGGGGGAUACUUAUGUGAUUGCGCAUACGGUUUCCGUAGAGAUCUACUAUCUAUGGCUUGCACUCCAGUCACCACUUCAUCAUCCACUACAACGUCUACUUCAACAAGUACAACUACUACUACGAGUACUAGUUCGGCUCCCACUACAUCUUCUACUAGAAGUAACUUCUGGGAAUACACAGGAUACAAAAGGCCGAUUAAAAGACCUUUCAAGCCAAGAAGCUCUUGCGACGUCGGCUAUCAUCUCAAUUCAGAAAAUGGAAAAUGUGAAGAUGUAGACGAGUGCUUAAACGGUCAAGCGAACUGCGCUGCGGCGGAAAUCUGUGUCAAUACAGAUGGCGGGUUCCGGUGUGAAUGCCUUCCAAACUGGAGGCUUGACUCUGACAGACACAGAUGCGUUCCCAUCAGGAAAUACCCGGACUUGUUCCCGACAGGAUAUAGGAAUCAUCCGAUAUAUCCUCCAGUGGAUCCCAAUGAGAUAAUCCCGGGUCCAAGAGGGCCUAAGGUAAUGGGCGAACCGGAGAUCACGCAAAUUGAAGACAGAGGGCUAGUGUUCAAGUGUCCCUGGGGAACCAAGCUUGGUGAUGAUCAAACUUGCGAAGAUAUAGACGAAUGCGUAACAGGCGAGGCUCAGUGCGGACCUCUACAGAUCUGCACAAACCUGCACGGUGGCUAUACGUGCAGCUGUCCGGUUGGACACCGGCUGAUCGGUGACCAUCAGUGCGAAGACAUUGAUGAGUGCGCGCAGGGUGGAUCGGUGCCAACUUGCUCAGAAAACGCAGAAUGUGUGAACAGCAUAGGAUCCUACCAAUGUCGCUGCCAUGAAGGGUUUAGAACAGCUCCCGCCAACGAUAAGGUGUGUGUGGACGUAGACGAGUGUUCCGAGUCAUACUUGGGUUCACUUUGCCAGCAGCGUUGCAACAACGUCUGGGGCAGUUACCGAUGCUCGUGCUUUAGGGGAUACAGGCUUAACGCUGACAAUCUGACUUGCCAUGACGUCGACGAAUGUACUGAGUUCAAGAAUAAGAACCUCUGCAUCGGGAGGUGUCACAACGAGCCCGGAAGCUACCGGUGUUCCUGUCCCUCGGGGUAUCGGCUGUCUGAAGACAAGAGGAGUUGCAUUGAUAUCGACGAAUGUGAGACCGGCGAGGCGCCGUGUUCUCACGGCAGCCAGUACAAGGGCUCCAGUGACGUCUGCCUCAACACCCGAGGCGGCUACCGUUGCCACAAGAUCACCUGCCCACAGGGAUACCAGCUCGAGCACAAACAUCGGUGCACUAAAAUCCAAAGGAACUGUCCGCCUUCCGAUUGGGAGUGUGCCCAUCAACCGAGCACGUACUCUUACAACUUCAUCACCUUCGUGUCCAACCUUUAUAUACCGGAAUCUAAAGUGGACCUGUUCACGAUGCGUGGACCAGCGUGGCCCGCAGCCACGAUGAGGUUCCAGCUGAGGGUAGUGAACGUGGACGCACCACCUUCAGUCAAGGAGAAGGCAGACGUUAACUCUUUCCUAUUGGUUCAAACAGCUAACCAAGCGGUGAUGUCCCUAGUGAAACCCUUGCAAGGACUCCAGAGCAUUGAGCUCGAGCUAUCUAUGGAGCUGUAUAGCAGGGGACAGUUCGGUGGUAUAGCAGUGGCGAAAAUAUACAUACACGUAUCGGAAUAUGAAUUUUAGGUAUUAAAUGUAGAUAAUAAAAUUUUAAAAUUA
Messenger RNA from Pararge aegeria (speckled wood butterfly), 5046 nucleotides. RefSeq lists its product as uncharacterized. The transcript is spliced from 28 exons. Lineage: Eukaryota; Metazoa; Arthropoda; Insecta; Lepidoptera; Nymphalidae. The coding region runs from base 292 to 5013 and encodes 1573 amino acids. The record is from RefSeq and is a predicted model, not a curated record. Gene Ontology annotation, molecular function: calcium ion binding.